Messenger RNA from Abrus precatorius (Indian licorice), 576 nucleotides. Its product is annotated as ethylene-responsive transcription factor 2-like. Gene Ontology annotation, biological process: ethylene-activated signaling pathway; regulation of DNA-templated transcription. The transcript has a single exon. Lineage: Eukaryota; Viridiplantae; Streptophyta; Magnoliopsida; Fabales; Fabaceae. Gene Ontology annotation, molecular function: DNA-binding transcription factor activity; DNA binding. The record is from RefSeq and is a predicted model, not a curated record. Bases 1 to 576 code for a protein of 191 amino acids.
AUGACUACUCAUUUUUCUUCAUUGGAAUAUGCUCAAGUUCAAUCGUACCAGGUUGUGCAUGAACAUGAUUCCCACGGCCCCGUGAAUGUUUCCGAUGACCACAACACCUUUUAUUCUUCAUCGUACAAUCCGAUUCCAAGCCCUACUCGUAAUGAUGACGCGACAACAUGCAAAAGGAAAGCGCGUGAGAUGAACGCGCCACCAAACUGGACGCACUACAGGGGCGUGAGGCGGAGGCCUUGGGGGAAGUUCGCAGCUGAGAUAUGGGAUCCAAAGAAGAAGCGUGGAAGGGUGUGGCUUGGGACAUAUGACACUGAAGAGGAUGCAGGUUUGGCUUAUGAUAGAGCUGCUUUUAAAAUGAGAGGUAGUAAGGCCAAGUUAAAUUUUCCACACCUCAUUGGAUCCCACGCGCCGCCAGAGACGGCGAGAGUGGCUGCGGCUUCGGAGACAAACUCGCCGGAGCCUUGUCUGCCUGUGUCGGAGGAUAGUUCACGGCCACAGGGUUCAAAUAAGAGAAGGAACCUAGCUGAUUUGCUUAAUAGGUUAGCCAAGAAUAGAACCAAAGUGUGUGUUUGA